CCACCAUCUUUCCAUGCCACCAUAAUGGUGCACAUGAAUGCCCUGGCUGAUGCUCUCAAGAGUAUCAACAAUGCCAAAAAGAGAGGCAAACGCCAGGUUCUUAUUAGGCCAUGCUCCAAAGUCAUCGUCAGGUUUCUCACUGUGAUGAUGAAGCAUGGUUACGUUGGCGAAUUUGAAAUCAUCGAUGAUCACAGGGCUGGGAAAAUUGUUGUGAACCUCACAGGCAGGAUAAAUAAGUGUGGAGUGAUCAGCCCCAGGUUUGAUGUACAACUCAAAGAUCUAGAAAAAUGACAGAAUAACCUGCUCCCGUCCCGUCAGUUUGGUUUCAUUGUACUGACAACCUCAGCUGGCGUCAUGGACCAUGAAGAAGCAAGACGAAAACACACAGGAGGGAAAAUCCUUGGAUUCUUUUUCUAGGGAUGUAAUACAUACGUGCAAAUAAAAGGCCUCAGAGGACAAAAACAAACA
Molecule: messenger RNA, 468 nt
Organism: Lagenorhynchus albirostris (white-beaked dolphin)
Lineage: Eukaryota; Metazoa; Chordata; Mammalia; Artiodactyla; Delphinidae
Product: small ribosomal subunit protein uS8-like
Exons: 1
Biological process (GO): translation
Cellular component (GO): ribosome; cytosolic small ribosomal subunit
Molecular function (GO): structural constituent of ribosome
Source: RefSeq, a predicted model, not a curated record